Messenger RNA from Triticum turgidum subsp. durum (durum wheat), 3270 nucleotides. Lineage: Eukaryota; Viridiplantae; Streptophyta; Magnoliopsida; Poales; Poaceae. The record is from the annotation of a GenBank genome assembly.
AUGGCGGGGAUGGAGGCCUUCGAGGCCUACUUCCGCCGCGCCGACUUGAACCAGGACGGCCGCAUCAGCGGCCAGGAGGCCGUCGCCUUCUUCCAGGGCGCCAGCCUGCCGCAGCAGGUCCUCGCCCAGGUGUGGAUGCACGCCGAUCAGAGCAAGACCGGCUUCCUCGGCCGGCCGGAGUUCUUCAACGCGCUGCGGCUCGUCACCGUGGCGCAGAGCGGGCGCCAGCUCACACCCGACAUAGUGCAGUCCGCGCUGUAUGGCCCUGCAGCUGCCAGAAUUCCGCCUCCGAAGAUUGCCGGCGGGCCGGCCCCUCCGCAGGCGGCCGCUGGUGCUCCUAGGCCCCAAGGUAAUGCUGCUGCGCCGGCACCCGCUCCGGGGCAGGCUGGAGCUGCGCAGAUGAAUCCGGCAGCCGCUGCGCCGAGGCCCCAGGGAAGUGGUAUGAUGCCGACUUCUGCUGCUGCUCCGAGGCCCCAGGGAAGCGGUAUGAUGCCGACUUCUGCUGCUGCUCCGAGGCCCCAGGGAAGCGGUAUGAUGCCGACUUCAACUCAAUUUGCCGGUGCACCGCAGGCGAGCGCCGGAGCUGUUCCGAGACCACAAGGCGUCAACUCGAUGAUGCCGGCUGCAAGUCAGGGCGGCGCCAUGCCGCCAAAUCAGUUUACGGCGCCGAGGGGCAUUCAGUCACAAUCUCCCAACAUGGGUUAUGCUCAGCAGCUCCUCGGUUCAAGCACUGGUUUCAUGAGGCCACCACCUCAGGUGGGAGCUCCUGCAACAUCACUUCAAGCAACCGGAAUGAAUCAAAGUCCACUGGGUGGAGGCAGCAUGGGAGGAUCAGUUGGCUGGCAAGGGGGUAAUGUUGGUUCAUUUGGAGGUAUCUCACAACCCUCUCCAGGAGCAGCUGUUCUUUCACAGACAACAUCAGGUGGAUUUGGUCUUGGAAUGUCGAGCUCAAUGAGCAUGGUUCCUGGACAGCAGACACAUGCAAUGUCCUCUUCAUCGUUGCCUCCACAGAGCAACAGUGCUGUAUUGCCUUCAGAUUCAAGAGCUUUGGUGCUAUCUGGAAAUGGCCCUGCCAGUGGCUCAGGAGCAAGCACUGACAUCUUCUCUGCUCUUACUCAGCCAAAGCCAAGUACAUCCACACCUGCACUUCCGACCAGCAAGAUGCCCAACUCAUCGAGCUUUAUGUCCAAGCCGACUGGCUCCCAGAACCUGGCUAAUCUAACACAGCCUGGUUCUCUCCAAGGUACUCCAACAGUGAGUUACGGCACCAGCCAACCUCAGCAGACACAGCCCAUCACAAAGCCAAGUGUUCCAUCUCCAGGUGUUUCUGCCGGCGUUUCUAAUUCCACUUCUCAAUGGCCAAAAGUUACUCAAUCCGAUAUCCAGAAGUACACGAAAGUCUUUGGGGAUGUGGAUAGGGACAGAGAUGGCAAAAUAACUGGCGCAGAAGCUCGCACUCUGUUUCUCAGUUGGAGACUUCCAAGAGAUGUACUGAAGCAAGUGUGGGACUUGUCUGACCAAGAUAAUGACGGCAUGCUUUCUCUGAGAGAGUUUUGCAUUGCUCUUUAUUUAAUGGAGAGGAACCGAGCUGGAACUCCUCUGCCUCCAUCGCUCCCUGACUCUCUUAAAUUUGAUGAGACACUGUUACGAGCAACAGGCUUGCCUUCUACAGCUUACAAUGCCCCAUCAUGGCAGCCUAAUCAAGGAUUACUGCAUAGGGGACCUGGCGCACCUGGGUUGCCUACUGGUGGUGUACGGCCACCCUUGCCUCAAAUGCAUUCACAGACUGAUGGAGCAACAAGACCAGGGCAACCAAGACCUCACAUGCCUGGUAUGGAUAAUCAUGCAGCAGCUCAAGGAAUUAAAGAUGACAGAAGUGGGGUAAACUCAGCUGCACAGGAGGCUCCUAAGAAGGUUGAGGUGGAGAAGCAGGUCCUAGACUCCAGAGAGAAAUUAGAGUACUACCGCUCGAAAAUGCAAGAUCUUGUUCUGUAUAAAAGUCGAUGUGACAAUAGACUGAAUGAGAUCACAGAAAGGGCGUCUUCUGAUAAACGUGAGGUGGAAUUGUUGUCUAAGAAAUAUGAAGAAAAAUACAAGCAAGUGGCAGAGUUAGCUUCCAAACUGGCAGUUGAGGAAGCCGCUUUCCGUGAUGUUCAGGAGAGGAAAGUUGAGCUGAAUGAUGCAUUAAUUAAAAUGGUACAAGGUGGAAGUGUUGAUGGUUUGCUUCAGGUUCGAGCUGAUCGAAUCCAACAUCAAUUAGAGGAGAUGGAGAAAGCUUUUAACGAACGGUGCAAGCACUUUGGACUGCAAUUCAAGCCAUCUGCAACAGUCGAGCUUCCAUUUGGUUGGGAACCUGGGCAGCAAGAGGGAGCAGUUGAGUGGGAUGAAGACUGGGAUAAAUUUGAGGAUGAAGGGUUUGGUCUUGUAAAGGACAAUGGUACAAUUGUCGAAAACCCAGCUUCUGCUGACAUUGCAAAUGCAUCAUCUCUUUGGGAUGACGGUGUCUCUACGGAUGGGAUGUCCCCUGUUGCAUCUUCUAAUGGUCAUAUCAAGGAUGUGAGACAUUACAGAGCUGGUGAUCAAGCGCCUGAGAGUGAAUUAGCAUAUGAUUUUGGUGAUGAACCUGUAAGGAGCCCCGGCAGUGCUGGAAGAAGUGCCUCUGGGAGUCCAUUUAAGUCUUCUCGUUUUGGGGUGCAUGACUCGUCUCCCACGAAAAAAGGAACCUACAGUGACCAUGGUGGCUCUGAGUCCGUUUUUGGAGAUAAUUAUGGUGAUGAGACUACAUGGAACUUUGAUGACCAAGAUACUGAAUCAGUUUGGGGAUCUAAUGCAAUGAAUGAGCCUGGACAUCAUGGAAGCAACUCUUUCUUUGGGUCAGAUGACUUCAAUGUGGACCCUGUUAGAGUGGGCUCUCCAACUGGCGCUAGUGCCUAUGGAAAGAAGAGCACAUUCUUUGACGAUUCCGUCCCAAGUUCCCCUGCAUACACGUCUGGAUUCUCACCGAAGUUCGGUGAAAGUCGUGAUGAUAGCUCCUCCUACAACUUCGGAAGGUUCGAUUCCUUCAGAUCCCAAGACAGCACCGUCCCACAGGAAAGCCGCUUUUCCAGGUUUGACUCUGUAACCAGCUCCAAAGGCGAGAGCGCAGCGGGAUUUGACUCGUCAAACAGCUCGAGAAAUUUCGGCCGGUUCGAUUCUUUUGAUGAAGCCGAUCCUUUUGGCUCGACCGGGCCUUUUAAAGCAUCAGGAGCGCGGUCGCCCCCCAAAUUCUGA